This is a messenger RNA of Phytophthora sojae, 1122 nucleotides long. RefSeq lists its product as hypothetical. The transcript has a single exon. Bases 1 to 1122 code for a protein of 373 amino acids. Lineage: Eukaryota; Oomycota; Peronosporomycetes; Peronosporales; Peronosporaceae. The record is from RefSeq and is a predicted model, not a curated record.
AUGCAGAGCGCGCUGCACCCGGAGUGUCCGCCGACGCACGGCGUGGUGCGCGCGACGUGUAAGGGCGGCGGCUUCAUCAUUUCUCCGCGCGCGCUGAGCGUGACCCAAGGCGACGAGCUCACGUCGAUGGUGACCAAUGUAGUGCACUUGGACCCGCAGGGGUGGGAGGGCCAGCUGCUGCAGCGCCUGAACGUCAUGCACUUGUACGUGCGGCAGCAGGUGCUGUCACUCACGGGACUGAGAGACGUGAUGGAGGCGCGCAAGUACGUGUGCCCCAAUGUUCCGGAGGAGUUCUCGGCUGCGCUCGCGGCGUCUACGGAGGAGCAGCAGGCGAUCGCGACGGCACAGGAGGGAGAAGGUGCUGCUGGUGCUGCGGGAGAUGCUGAAGCGCCGGUGUCGCAGCUCGAGGAGUUCCCGAGCAACGUCCCGCGGUCGAUGUGGGCCGAGCCGGAUGGUGGAGCGAUGAUGGUUCGUGGCCCCGACUACCUGACUGACCGCCGGAAGAUCCCGUCUCAGUCGCCGUACUUCCGGCUCGUCGGCAUGGACCUGUACGAGUCGUCGGAAGCUGUUGAACACAUUGCCUCGCGCGCGGACAACCCUGUGCAGCGCGAGCUGAAACGUCACGAGGAGCAGGGAACGGAGAUGCCGUUCACGUUCGUGAUUAACUUCGUGGUGCCCGGCAACCCACGCAUCAACCUGGUGUUGUACUACCAGGUGCCACACCCUUCCGUGCUGACGGACGGCUCGCCGGCCACCGAGCUGAUGGCCGACUUCUUGGAAGGCUCGGACGAGUUCCGCAACGAGCGCUUCAAGCUCAUUCCCUGCAUCGUGGAGGGAAGCUUCAUCGUGCGCCAGGCCGUGGGCUCCACCCCAGCAUUGAUCGGCAAGAAGCUGCGCCAGCCCUACUUCCGCGGCAAGCAGUACUUCGAGCUGGACGUCGACAUUGGCUCGUCGGCAGUCGCAAACCGCGUGGUCGGGCUCGUCUCGGGCUACACGAAGAAGCUGGUGAUCGACAUGGGCUUUGUGCUGGAGGGCCAGAACCCGGAGGAGCUCCCCGAGAGACUCUUCGGCAGUGUGCGCCUGGUGCAUAUUGACUUGGGCGUCGCCAAGAAGCUCACUUAA